CCCCCGGGGCAGCGCAGGCCCCGCACCCGCUUAGCGGCCCGCUCCGCCACCCCUGGGUCCCCCGAUCCGGCUCACCCUCGGGGCCGCGUGGGGCCGGGCUCGGGUUUCUGCCCCCAGACUUGCGGUUGCCUGCUCUACGCCCCGCCCCUGGCCGUAGUCGCCUCCUCCCCACGCCCAGCCUCAGGGUGGACGGAGCUUCGCUCGCUCCCUCGACGACUCCGGGGCGGAGCGGACGGUACCGUGGCAGGCCGGGCGGCCCUUCCCCCGGGCCCAGCGUCUGGCGGAGCGCAGAAUGAGACGGACAGAUCCGUAGAACUCUAGCCACGGAGGAACAAGCUAGGGGCCGGUGGGUUUGGUUUGACACAAGGUCGCCCCAGGGGUAGAAUCCUCGUGUCUCCGCCUUCGGAGUAGCUGGGGUCACUGGCUGGCCCUUCCGCAGCCUCCUGGGAUACUUUGGAUAUUUAUUUUAAUGAGAGAAAUCUCGAUUUAGGACAAGGCAGUUUUGUUUUUGUUUUUUUUUAAACGAAUGGAGACGCGGUGUAAGAUCUGUUGCCCAUUACACCGAGGGAAGGGAAACCUUUGAAGCAGUUAGAAUAAUAAGCGAAGGCUGCUUUGGCCGGAGGCUGGCAUGAUUUGCAGCUGGACCUUGACCCAGACCAGGAAGGCAACCUGCAUCAUGUGGUUACCAACUACUACUCACGUACUUAUUGAUGCCUCCCAAAAAGAGAAGCCGCAGACAGACACCGAAAGCCCCGCUGCUCUUCCACCAGCAGCCACUGGAGGGCCCCAAACACCAUUAUGACUCUUUCCAGCAGCCAGUCACCCACACUGUGCAGGUGCCCAGCAAGCCCAUUGAUCAGGACACAGCCACUUCCUGGGUAUUGCCUCAGUUUGACACAGCCGCAGAAAACCGCUUUCCAGCGCACCGGAAGCAUCACCGGAACCGGGCAAGACACCAAACUCGAAGAUCUUCCUGCAAAUUUCCAUGUCUAACCUUUGAGAGUCCACAGGCUUCCUGUUCAGAGACACUAUUGCUAUCCUUGAACAGAGAAGAGCCCUGUCACUCAGAAAAGGACAUUCCCAGAAUGCCUUUGGUGCCCCUGUUCAGUCCCCAGAGCUGUGGGGAACUGUCAGUGAAUGCACUUCAAAGCUUACCUCAUGUGUUUACAGCCCCUGAUAUCCAGACCCCGGGGUCAUCUGUGAGAGAAGAUCCCGUUUCCCCAGACCAGAAGGAAAACAGUCUUCCAAGCUGCAUCCUUGGCCCUAGAACUCCCAACAGCCCAGAGCCAGGGCCCGUGCUGGUCAGGGACACCCCUGAGGAGAAGUAUGGGGUAAAGGUCACUUGGAGACGCAGAAGACACCUGUUUGCCUAUCUUAAGGAGAGAGGGAAGCUGGACAAAAGCCAGUUCCUUGUGAAGAUCUGACUGGAUUUCACAGGUUUCCAUCCAUUGCAAAGCUGCUCAUGGUUAGGCUUCUAAAGUCACUUCUCUGGCUUGAAAGAAUAAAAUGCAAUGAACACCAAGAAGAGGACGAGUUAGCUAGAGGCCUAGCACUAGAAUUCUGUUUCUAGAUUUGCUUUUUAAGCCACCUCGCAUCAGGGACAGUUGAAUUUAGUGUCAUGAACUAUUGGUAUUUUUCUCAUAUUACCCCUUAAACCUCUGGAGUAUCUUGUACUGUUUACAAUGCUUGUGAAUAAAUGACUGCCCUGAGUUUUUAGAGAUCCCUAUCUUUGUCAGAACCGCAGCUGCACAGUCCAUCUAUAAAAGGUUUGUGCUCCCCA
This is a messenger RNA of Meriones unguiculatus (Mongolian gerbil), 1780 nucleotides long. RefSeq names its product RAD9-HUS1-RAD1 interacting nuclear orphan 1 (gene Rhno1). The coding region runs from base 711 to 1424 and encodes 237 amino acids. Gene Ontology annotation, biological process: cellular response to ionizing radiation; recombinational repair; DNA damage checkpoint signaling. The record is from RefSeq and is a predicted model, not a curated record. NCBI's taxonomy places the organism in Eukaryota, Metazoa, Chordata, Mammalia, Rodentia, Muridae. The transcript has 3 exons. Gene Ontology annotation, cellular component: chromosome; nucleus.